Messenger RNA from Hevea brasiliensis (rubber tree), 705 nucleotides. RefSeq names its product protein ALP1-like. Bases 1 to 705 code for a protein of 234 amino acids. The transcript has 2 exons. Lineage: Eukaryota; Viridiplantae; Streptophyta; Magnoliopsida; Malpighiales; Euphorbiaceae. The record is from RefSeq and is a predicted model, not a curated record.
AUGUACUUGUCUAUACAGAAUUGUGUUGGUGCAUUAGAUGGAACACAUAUUCGAGUUAAAGUGCCAAGAGAACUUGCCCCUAGAUUUCGAGGGAGAAAAGAAUGGCCUACGCAAAAUGUGUUAGCAGCAUGUUCUUUUGAUAUGAAAUUCACUUAUGUGUUACCUGGUUGGGAAGGAACUGCAUCUGACUCAAGAAUCCUAAAAAAUGCAUUGGAUAGAGAGGAUAAACUUUUAAUUCCACAAGGAAAAUUUUAUCUCGUGGAUGCUGGAUUACCAUUGAGGAGUGGAUUAAUUGCACCAUAUCGAGGUGUUCGUUACCAUUUGAAUGAAUACUCCAGACGCGGACCUCAAAAUGCUAAAGAAUUAUUUAACCAUCGUCAUGCAUCACUCCGUAAUGUCAUUGAAAGAGCUUUCGGUGUUUUAAAGAAAAGGUUUCCAAUUAUAGCUAGUGGCACUGAACCCCAUUACUCAUUUGAAACAAUGAUUGAAAUUGUCUUGGCAUGUUGUAUAAUACACAACUUCUUAAUGGGUGUUGAUCCAGAUGAAAAUUUAAUUGCUGAAGUUGAUCGUGAGCUUAUGCAUGCCGAGGCUGAUCACCAUGUGGGCACAAGUGGUUUAGCAACGGAUGCAGAUUAUAGAAUAGGAGUUAUGUUAAGGGAACAAAUAGCAUCGCAAAUGUGGAAUGACUAUUAUAAUAACUUGUAA